AUGCCUUUUUUCAAAUGGCGUUUGGGCAAAAAGCAAAAUGAUGGAAAAGAAAAAGAGAAAAAAAGUAGAAGACGUGAUCGAAAUGAGCAACAAAGAGAUCAACAAUCGCCGAAUCAAACUGAACAACCAACAGUCAGUGAUGAUGAUACAAUAAUGGUUUAUUUAGCAAGUGGACCACCAAAAGAUACAAUUGUCGAAGUUCUCAGAUCGCUUAAUAAUAAUGAAAUUCAGAUAAAUCAAACAGAAGAUGAGUGUGUUGAUUCGAUAAAAUCAUUAUCAGACAAAAAGGUUCUUCUAAUUCUUGAUAAAUCACCAUCAGAAAGUCUUCUUGAAUCUAUCAAGAGUCUCUCACAAGUCGAUUCACUUAUUGUCUAUUCAAAAUCAUUUGGUAAUCAUGAAAAUGAGCCGACUUCAGCACAGACUAGUCGUGCGAUAACCCGAUGUGAAAAUCCCGAAAAUCUUGUGAAUAUAAUUCAAUCAACUCGCAAUGAAAUUGCAAAACAAACAGCAGCAUUCAGUGUUUAUAAUCAAAAAGAUAAAGCAACACGAGAUUUAAGUAAAGAAUCUGCUUCAUUUCUAUUUUUUCAAUUACUUAAAACUGUGAUAUUAAAUAUGCCGAAAACACAAGAAGCGAAGCAAAUGAUGGUUUCAAAAUGCAAAGAAUUUUAUCGAGGAAAUUUGGUUGAAUUGGCCAACAUAAAUGAAUUUGAUAUGACAUAUAAAUCUGAUGAAGCUAUUCAAUGGUAUACAAAGGAGUGUUUUUUAUACAGAUUUGUUAACAAAGCAUUACGUACGGAAGAUGUCGAUAUUUUAUAUCAUUUUCGUUUUUAUAUUGUUGAUCUUUGCAAACAACUCGAAUUGAAAUUUGAAGAUUUGAAAACUAAAGGAAAGAAUUUAAUUAAAUUGUAUCGUGGAUCGUGUCUCAAUCCAGCUGAAGUGGAAAAUUUUCAAAAAAGUAUUGGAAAUUUGAUCGCAACGAAUGGUUAUUUGUCAACAAGUUAUGAUCGUGCUGUUGCAUAUGGAUUUGCAACAAAACCAAAUAAUCGAGUUGGUGUUGUUCAAGCACUUUUCGAAUAUCAAGUUGAUAUUAGUCAAGUGAAAAGUAUUGUGAUUGCUGAUAUUGCACAAUAUUCCGCUUUUCCAGAAGAAGCAGAAAUGCUUGUUGAUAUAGGUGCUGCGUUUCGAAUUGAAUCAUGUACCUAUGAUCCAACAGAUAAUUUGUAUCAUGUACAAGUACAAGCAACCGAUCAAGGUGCUGCUUUAGCCGCUGAAUAUAUAGAAUAUCAAAAGAAGAAAAUGAUGGAUGCCAAUGUUGUUCUCUUAUUUGGUCAUUUGCUUCUCGAAAUGGGCGAAUAUGAAAAAGCGAAUAGGUAUUUCGAUAAUAUUCUAAACUCGUCAAAACCAAAUGAUGAAGAAAUUGCUUGUAUUUAUUUUAAUUUUGGACGUACACAUCGUUUAAGAGAUAAUUUAGAAGAAGCGUUUCAUGCUUAUCUUCGUGCUUAUAAUUUACAUGCAUAUGCCAAACCGAAACGCUUAGCAAGUGCGGCAAAAGCUUUGAAUGGCAUUGGAAUUGUACUCUCAGCUAUGGGAAGAGAUGAUGAAGCUUUACAAUGUUUUAUAGGUGCUUUAGAACUAUUCAGAAAAAGUGUGAGAAAAAAACAUGUGGAUGUCGCUGGAACUUUAAUCAAUUUGAGUACAAUUCAGUGUGACAGAAAACAGUAUGAUGAAGCAUUGGUCAAUACUUUGAAAGCACAAAAGCUUUUUCAACAUUGUCUUCCUGGUGCUCAUCCAAAUCAAGCGUCAACAUUUGCAACACUUGGUAACAUUUAUUUUGGUCUUGAUCGACUUGAUCUGUCAAUCGAAAAUUACAAACGAGCAUUUGAAAUCCAAAUGCUUUCAUUACCAAGUGGUCAUCCGGACAUAACUCGAACACUACACAAUAUUGGUUUAGCCUAUGAACGACGUGGUGAUUAUAAAGUGGCUCAUGAUUAUAUUCAAAAAGCAGCAGAAACAAUAUCAAAUCAAGAAAAACAACAAACCGAACAUCCACUUGCACUUGUUGUGGAUCAUGGAAGAAAUCACGUACUCGCUUCCUCGAUGAAUUGUCCAACAUUUCGAUUUUAA
Adineta ricciae is the source of this 2124-nucleotide messenger RNA. NCBI's taxonomy places the organism in Eukaryota, Metazoa, Rotifera, Eurotatoria, Adinetida, Adinetidae. The record is from the annotation of a GenBank genome assembly.